This is a messenger RNA of Populus euphratica (Euphrates poplar), 4102 nucleotides long. RefSeq names its product MUTL protein homolog 3 (gene MLH3). Gene Ontology annotation, molecular function: ATP binding; mismatched DNA binding; ATP hydrolysis activity. Gene Ontology annotation, biological process: mismatch repair. The transcript is spliced from 25 exons. Bases 169 to 3864 code for a protein of 1231 amino acids. Gene Ontology annotation, cellular component: mismatch repair complex. The record is from RefSeq and is a predicted model, not a curated record. NCBI's taxonomy places the organism in Eukaryota, Viridiplantae, Streptophyta, Magnoliopsida, Malpighiales, Salicaceae.
ACACAAGAAAAAGGAAGCGUAAUCUCCGCUAACAUCUGCCACCCACAAAAGACCGCCUUUUUCAGAACCCGCAAGGUGAAUUCUCUCAAAAACGUCAUCGUUCUAAACCCUUACUCAAAGAUUCAUAUUUCUGAUCCAGUCAAGUCAAUUUCUCCCUAAUUGUUUCUCAUGGGUAUAAUUAAGCGAUUGCCGGUGUCAGCACGCAGCACAAUGCGUUCAGGGAUCUUGGUGUUUGAUUUAACAAGAGUUGUAGAGGAGCUUGUUUUUAAUAGCUUGGAUGCUGGUGCUAAAAAGGUUUUGGUUUACGUUGCUGUUGGGACCUGUUACGUGAAAGUUUCUGAUGAUGGAUGUGGGAUUUCACGGGAUGGAUUGGUGUUACUGGGAGAAAGAUACGUGACAUCAAAGGUUCAACAUUUGGCUGAUAUGGAUGUUGCUAGUGGAAGCUUUGGCUUCCGGGGAGAAGCUUUGUCUUCUAUCGCUGAUGUCUCAGUAUUAGAUGUAUUGACAAAGGCUCGUGGAAUGCCGAAUGGAUAUCGCAAGGUCAUGAAGGGAUCUAAGUGUUUGUGUUUGGGAAUUGAUGAUGAUAUUAAAGAUGUCGGCACUACAGUUGUUGUUCGUGAUUUAUUUUACAACCAACCAGUUCGGAGGAAAUAUAUGCAAUCCAGCCCUAAGAAGAUACUGCACUUGGUAAAAAAAUGUGCACUUCGUGUUGCUCUUAUGCAUUCAGAGGUGUCCUUUAAAGUUGUUGAUAUUGAAAGUGAGGAGGAGCUUCUCUGCACAAAUCCAUCUUCUGCAAUGUCACUGUUGAUGAGUGGAUUUGGAAUUGAAGAUUCCAGCUCUCUUCAUGAACUGAAUAUCAGUGACGGUGUAUUAAAGCUUUCUGGCUAUAUAUCUGGUCCUUGCAGUAGUUUUUCCAUCAAGGCUUUCCAAUAUGUUUAUAUCAAUUCACGGUUUGUUUGCAAAGGCCCAAUUCACAAAUUGCUAAAUCACCUGGCCUCUAGAUUUGAGCAUCCAGUUCUGCAGAAGGCUAACAGUGUGUCUCAAAAAGGAAAGAAAAGCAGGCCUCAACCAUGUCCAGCUUAUAUUUUAAAUUUGAGUUGCCCUUUCUCUCUCUAUGAUUUAACCUUUGAGCCAUCAAAGACACAUGCUGAAUUCAAGGAUUGGAAUCCUAUCCUUGCCUUCAUUGAGAAGGUCAUUCAACCACUCUGGAGGGAAUGCACUGUUUUUGGAGAAUCCUCAACUCGGCCAACAGAUACAUUCCAGAAAAAUGACAUUUGGCAGGAGGGUAAUGAUAUUACAUCAGUGAAACAAGAUUUUUUUGAUGCAGAUUUUUCAGGAUUUGCAAUAAAGAAAGGCGGGGUUAAAACUCACCAGUCUUCUCGUCAUCUCAUUUCUUGCCCUUUGAAGAUGCUAAACAAAGAGGUUGACCAUCUUUUUCACGGGAAGCAUGAUAAAGUUCCUCAAGAAUUCUACUCAAAUGUUUCAGAAUUCAAAGAGAAACAAGUUGACAAGGAAUUUGUUCUUCAGGGUGACUGCUCUUCCCAAACAUGGAAUGGAUCCAUCUCUGGAUACAUGCCAAGAGCAACCAAAACAGAUGAGUGUCAUCACUUGACAUCUGAUAAGAAUUUUUUGUUGACAGCUAAUUGCUUCUUGGAAGAUAGUUUCACUACCAGGGAAAGACUCAGUGAUCACAUGCAGAGGCAUUUCUCAAGCUCAGAAUGGCAAGACGAGUCCCCAAAAAUUGAUUCCAUGGCAAGAAAUGAAUCUCUGGGGAGUGCGUUCUCCUUUGAUCAUUAUGGAUUCAGAAACGAAUUACCAUUUAGCAAGAGUAAUAUAAAACCGAUUUUACAGAGUUGCUCCUCACAGAAAAGCCUGUCACUUGAUAGGGAUUUUUUUGCUGGCAAGGAAGCAUUUGAAUUUCUUAAUGAUGGCUUCAAGAACAAAAGAAGACGGCUUUGCACAGUUGAAAAUGUGGGUAUCCCAAAAGGGGAUACGAUAUUUGAUAUCUUUCCCUGUGCUUUACCACAGGACAAUGCAUCAUGUACCCAGCAGUUGCCUGCAGACACUGAUGGAGCUGAGAUGUCUGCAGCUUUUGAUCUUCUGCCAGGUGCCUAUGUAAAUUCUUCUUCACCAAAUGGAAAACUUUUAGCUAAAGGGAAAGGUCUUGCAUCUAAUUCUAUCCUACAAUUAGAAAUGUAUGCCUCGGGAAAACAUUCAUCAAUGUCUGAUUGGUGUUCUGUAACUUCAAGUGCUUUUUUUCAAGCAAAAGCUUGGGAAGCUGAACACUUUCCAGAUGAUAAUGCAAGUGAGGGGAGCAAGGGAUGGGGUAAAAAGGAAAAUUGUUGGCAUUUUCCUGAUAGCUGGGAGAUUAUGUCAAAGCCUUCCAGCCAAGAUAACUUCUUCUCAAGUUGUACAAGCACUGUGUUAGAUUUUAAAAAUUCAGCUGAUUCUAGUAAAGAUAUCUGCAAAUUGCCUCAGUGGCAGGAUCAAAAUAAUGAAUUUUCUUCACAACAUUCAGAUAUAUAUGUUGGUGAGACAGACUGGCUCCUUUUGGACCCAGGUUCUAAAGAUCCUAAAAGGAAUGAUGAGUGUGAAAGGCAAGAGAAUCAACUAAGAUAUAAAGCUUGUGCUGCCAAAGAACGAUCCAGAAGAAGCAAUUCAACCCCACCAUUUUACAGACUGAAGAGGAGGUUUAUUUCCUUAAACAACCACUCAAUGAGGAAAGAAGAAGAACCAUACACUCAGUUGUUCCAUGAUUGGCUCACUUGUCCAGAAGCUAAUGACUUUGAGCAUAUACCUCUCCAGCCUAGUCAUGUGGAGGAGGAUUUAACACUAAGAACCAAAUCCAAUGGAAAGAACAUGCCAGAUACCAUGCCGAACAAGGAGACUCCAGAAGGAAAUCCAGAGCACUUCCAACACCCUAAGGCUUAUGAUUCUUCACCUGAAGGCUUUAUGCCAAAGGACACCCAGGAGUCAAUGGAUUAUAGGAUCAAAUGGCGGAAUGGCUGCCAACAAAUUGCAAAUCACAGCAUGUCAUCCAAUGUUGGCAGUCAGCGAAAUAUACUUGACAUCUCUUCGGGGUUCUUGCAUCUUGCUGGAAAUUUAUUAGUUCCAGAAUCUAUUCAUAAGAAUUGCCUUCAGGAUGCCAGAGUCCUUCAUCAGGUAGACAAGAAAUUCAUCCCAAUUGUAGCUGGUGGGACACUUGCUGUUAUAGACCAGCAUGCAGCAGAUGAAAGGAUUCGACUGGAAGAACUUCGUCAAAAGGUAUUAUCUGGAGAAGAGAAGACAGUUACCUAUCUUGAUGCUGAACAAGAGCUGAUACUUCCUGAAAUAGGGUAUCAGCUACUUCACAAUUAUGCUGAACAAGUAAGAGAAUGGGGAUGGAUCUGCAAUAUUGAAGGUUCAGGGACCUUCAAGAAGAAUUUGAAUAUUCUCCACCAGCAGCCAACUGUGAUUACACUUCUUGCAGUACCAUGCAUUUUAGGGGUCAAUUUGUCUGAUGGAGAUCUGUUGGAAUUUCUGCAGCAGCUUUCUGAUACAGAUGGCUCCUCUUCAACUUUGCCGCCAUCCGUUCUUCGUGUGCUUAAUUAUAAAGCAUGCAGAGGCGCAAUCAUGUUCGGAGAUUCGUUGCUACCAUCAGAAUGUUCACUUAUUGUCGAAGAGCUAAAGCAGACCACACUUUGUUUUCAAUGCGCCCACGGGCGACCAACAACUAUUCCUGUUGUCAACCUGGAGGCGUUGCAAAAGCAGAUAGCAAAACUUGGAGUGCUAAAUGAUGGUUCAAAUGACUUGUGGCAUGGAUUACGCCGACAUGAACUCAGCCUUGAACGUGCAGCACAGCGUUUAAGUGCAGCUAGAGGCUAGUGAUUGAUGAGAAAACAAUAACUGCUUUUGCAGACUCUUCGUUGCAUUUCACAACUGUAAUUGUCCCAUUUAACGAAAGGUCAUUCUUUGUUAUCUACAGUAUAGCUCACUCCAAGGAUAGCAGCGCUUCCCAUUAAUGUACAUAAGAAUGAUAAUAUCUGCUCAUAGGUUCCUCUUGCAAAGACACCCAUUAUUUCCACACGAUGAAUCAUAAGUGUUUUGGCUUGUUCUCAUUUUA